Messenger RNA from Acaulospora colombiana, 444 nucleotides. NCBI's taxonomy places the organism in Eukaryota, Fungi, Glomeromycota, Glomeromycetes, Diversisporales, Acaulosporaceae. The record is from the annotation of a GenBank genome assembly.
AUGCUUUCGGCCUCGCCAACCAAGCAACGCGUUCAACCUCGCAACCGUCUCCCAAUACUCAUCACCCAACAACCGCCCGCCAUGCCCGCAAAACAAAGCAAGUAUGCGUCCCUGAACAGCCACCACAUGGCACAAAUCGACGGCAUCCCCGUCACUUAUAUCUUGGAAAAAUUGCAUCAACUCGGCACUCGCUACUUUGGCGAUAAAUCCACCGCGUUCGCCGAGCUGCACGUUGAGGGAAUCGACAAACCAUUUUGGGUGCAUGAGGAAUACCUGGUCCUUCAGUCGCUCUUCUUCCGUGAGGUGUUUGAGAACGUCUCGAGCGGAGAUGUUAUCACCAUCAGAUUGCCUUCACCGGAGACCUUCGAACCGUUGUUGGAGUUUUUAUAUUCGGGCGAUGCAGACAAGUGGUAUGACACGUUGACCGUUGAGAAUUAUCACGAU